CCCUGUUCCCUUCACAUAUUCCCUCCUGAGGACAAACGCUCCUGUUCGGUCCAUUGAAACUCAACUUUUGGGGAAGAUAAGACGGCUAAAAAAUGGAAAACGAACUCGACGGGAGCGAGAGCGCCGUCCUGCCGGAGGUCAGACUCAUCCUGAUUGGCGAGCGCUGGGCCGGCAAGAGCGUCUCCGGCAACACCAUCCUGGGAAAGGAACGGUUCGAGUGCGGCCGAACCAGAACCACUCAGACCGAGGUGAGGCACGCGAAGGCGCAGGGCCGGCGGCUCCUCGUGGUCGACGCUCCGGGGUGGAGCCGCUCCCUCUCCCUCACCGAGAUCCCGGAGGGGGACAAGCGGCGGUUUAAACUCAAUGCUUCCCGGUGUCCGCCCGGCCCGCACGCCUUCCUCCUCGUCGUCCCCGUGGACUCAGCCUUCUCCGUGAAGAACAGGAGGACCGUGGAGGAGCACAUGAAGCUCCUCGGGGAGCGGGUUUGGCGGCACACCGUGGUGCUCUUCACCUGCGGGGAUUUCCUGGGCGAGAAGACGAUCGAGCAGCACAUCGAGAGCGAGGGAGAGUCGCUCCGGUGGCUGACGGAGCGAUGCUGGAACCGCUACCACGUGUUCGACAACAAGGACCGGGGAGACGGCGGCCAGGUGAGGCGGCUGCUGCAGAUGGUGGACGAGGUGGCGCGGCACAACGGCGGCAGGUGCUACCAGGUGGACGAGCAGACGCUGAGCGCCAUUGAAGAGAAGCAGCGAGAGGUGGCCAAGAGGGCGGAAGUGAGGAAGAGGAGGUCCGAAGAACAGAGAUCACAAAUGAGGACACUCGUUCCAGAAGAGAUGAAAACCCUCCCGGAGCUCCGCGUGGUUCUCUUGGGAAGCCGAAGCGUUGGGAAAACCUCUCUGGGGAACUCCGUCCUUGGAUUCAAAGAGCACGAAGACGGGAAGAGAACGGCACGCUCGGCGGCCCGGCGGGGUUUCGUGGGCACAACGGAGAUAACCGUCGUGGACACGCCGGGUUGGUGGAAAGGCUUCUCCGUGCUGGACACUCCUGAGGCGACCAGGGAGGAAGUGAUGCGCAGCCCGUUCCUUUGCCUCCCCGGGCCGCACGUCUUCCUGCUGGCGAUCGACGCAGACGCGUCGUUUAAUGCCAAACAUUUGGACGCGGUGACGUCGCACGUGGAGCUUCUCGGCGAAGGAGUGUGGCAACGCACGGUUGUGGUUUUCACCAGGGGCGACUGGCUGGGAAGUCACACCGCGGAGGAGUACAUCGAAGGGGAAGGGGAGGCGCUGAGGUCUCUGGUCGACCGGUGCGGAAACAGAUACCACGUCAUCGACAACAAGAGCGCCGACGAUGGGACUCAGAUCACGGAGCUGCUGGAGAAGAUUGCCGAGACCGUGGCCGGAGACGGUCAGGACUACUUUGUUCCUGACGACAAGGUAUUUCUGACGAUGGAGGUGAGAAGAUCGAGCGUGGUGGAAGCGGCACACGUGAGGAAGAGUCAAGUCGUGGCCAAAAGAAAAAUCCUCAGAGAUGACAGUCAAGAACUACCAGAGCUCACGAUGGUGAUGCUCGGUCAGAAGACGUUUGGGAAGAGCGCAACAGGAAACAACCUCCUGCGUAGAGAAGCUUUCCCCACCUUCGAGAAUGAGUCGUCUAAGAUGGAGACGGGGAUAGUGUCCGGCAGGCUGGUCACGGUCAUCGACACUCCGGGCUGGAGGAAUUAUCCCUCCUACUGCUCCAAAGAGAGAGACCGGGAAAUAGUCCGCGGCCUGUCGCUGAGCCCCUCGGGGGUCCACGCCGUGCUGCUGGUGGUUCCCUUGGACCUGAGCUUCGGAGAGGCCCAGCGGGCCGCCCUGGAGGAACGCUUGAACCUCUUUGAUGCCGCCAUCUGGAAACACGCCGUGGUUUUGUUCACGUAUGGAGACAACCUGGCGGAAGAGACCGUGGAGGAGCACAUCGAGAGGGAGCACAGCGCCCUGCGAUGGCUGAUCGACAAGUGCGAGAACAAAUACCACGUUAUGAACAACACCAAGAAAAUGGACCCGGGUCAGGUGAUUGAGCUGUUCGAGAAGAUCGAGGAAAUAGUGGCGGGCAACGACGGCAGGCUUUUCCGCCCCGAGAUGGACGACGUCUACCUGAGAAUCGAGGAGAACUUUGGGAAGAGGCAGUUGAAGCUGGUGCUGAAGCAGCGCCUGGGGGAGGAGUACAAGAGGAGGGAGCUGGAGAUGAUGGCGGGCUUCAGGGAGACACUCCUCCAACUGCAGGCGGAUGUCAAGGGGAGAAAGACGAGCACGAGAUCCAUGCCACUGACCAAGGGUAUUGCCUUUAGGAAGAAGGAUGAAAAGGAGAAGGAGAAGGAGGACAUCUUAUCCUUGAAAAUCAAAAAGGAAAUUGAAAAGCUGGAUAAAGACAUCGAAGUUAAAUCCUCGACUCUCCUGCAGAGCAGCAUGGACAUCAUCCUCCCAGACAUGAAAGCAGAGCGUCCAGGUUCCUCUGUCGCCGGCUCUCUGCCUCGAGGAGAGGAACCAAAGAGACCCUACGACGACGUCCUCGGUUGGCUUUCCACGCUUCAGAUCGGAAAAAACGUUGACAACCAGAUGACCCUGAACUUCUCUCAGACGUCCGGCUACAGAUCGUUGAUGUCGUACGACGACCUGGACUCCGAAGUAGAAGAAUAUUAGCGAUACAGAAUAUACAUCAAGGGAAUCGAGGCCUCCGCUAAACUUAAUGGAAACAAUCAUAUUGUGAAAAAUGUCAUUUUUACCGUUUUUCUCGCUUUUGCCUCAAUUCUUGAACGGGAAUACAUUUUCUUAUCAAAACAAUAUAUUUAAAAUAUUGCUCACAGGAAUACCGGAAAUUCUCAUGAAUCAAAGCAAGUUGCUUAAGUUGCAGAUUCUUGAUCUGAAGCCAUCGCAUACAACAUUAUCCAUUUAAUUAUCCAACUCUGUCAGUUAAACGUCAUUAUGUGCAAUGUGUAUUCCAUAGAUAUCUAUAAAUUAUGAUGUUUUUAUAAUUAACUACUGCAGCCUCCUUCCUUCCUUCCUUUCCCCAUUUCUUCCUUCCUUCCUUCCCCUCUUCCUUCCUUCCUUCCCCCAUUCCUUCCUUCCUUCCUUCCUUAUAUUUAUAUUUCUUGAUUUUUUGAAUAUACUUUUAAAUUUAUGGAACGGAUUAUGUGAGAUGAGGUCGCCUCAUAUCCUGUGAUGUCAUGAUCGUAAUCAUGACAUCACAGGAUAUGACAUCACAUAUCCUGUGAUGUCAUGAUUAUAAUGAUGAAACUGUUGUAAAUUCCAAUAUUCUAAUAAAACAUCACAAUAAUUAAACUGAA
Pseudoliparis swirei is the source of this 3322-nucleotide messenger RNA. Its product is annotated as GTPase IMAP family member 8-like. Gene Ontology annotation, molecular function: GTP binding. The transcript is spliced from 6 exons. The record is from RefSeq and is a predicted model, not a curated record. Lineage: Eukaryota; Metazoa; Chordata; Actinopteri; Perciformes; Liparidae. The coding region runs from base 93 to 2678 and encodes 861 amino acids.